Exaiptasia diaphana is the source of this 2618-nucleotide messenger RNA. RefSeq names its product wiskott-Aldrich syndrome protein family member 3. The coding region runs from base 167 to 1477 and encodes 436 amino acids. Gene Ontology annotation, cellular component: SCAR complex; cytoskeleton. Gene Ontology annotation, biological process: positive regulation of Arp2/3 complex-mediated actin nucleation; actin cytoskeleton organization. Lineage: Eukaryota; Metazoa; Cnidaria; Anthozoa; Actiniaria; Aiptasiidae. Gene Ontology annotation, molecular function: actin binding; protein kinase A regulatory subunit binding; Arp2/3 complex binding. The record is from RefSeq and is a predicted model, not a curated record. The transcript is spliced from 3 exons.
CAUAUUGGGUUGUUCGUGGGGAGGGUUAUCCGUCGUGAUUUCCGUAUAAACCCGAAUAUUUUACGCUGGAAAAACAAAACUAGGAAUCAUUCUACACAACGAGAGGUGAAUCAGAAGAGGUUUUGACUCCUAUUUGCAGCGUUCAAGCCUCAUCGUCCUCUUCAAUAUGCCUCUAAUCAAGAGGCUUAUCGAGCCGACUGAGCUCAGCCGAGGAAAACUAACAAGYUCUUCAGCGAGUGAACUGGAGGCUGUUUCAGURAAUACUUUAUGUGGAAUUAUGAGACAGCUUAGUAGUUUGUCUAAACAUGCAGAAGAUGUAUUUGGAGAAUUAUUUACUGAAGCUUCUAAUAUCCACAAGAGAUCGGAGUCUCUGCAAACCAGAAUACAAAGUCUCUCGAUGAAAGUGACACAGUUAGAUUCGGCUGGCGAACAAAUAUCCUUACAAGAUAUCAAUUUAAGGAAGGCAUUUAAAAGUACAAUUGUCACAGACCAGCAGGUUCUAUCAAGCAAUACUUUACCAACUGCAAUGAAAGAACGCUACUUAACUUGCAGUGAGCCGCCAAGGCUGCGAGAAAUGAAUCCAUACCGCGAUGAUGAUAAAGACGCUCUCAAGUUCUACACAGAUCCUACUUACUUCUUUGAACUCUGGUGUGAAGGAAUGAAGAAGGAGACAGAGAGAUACAARAAGAGAAAAAAAACCCCUCGUACUCGAACAGGAACAAGAGCCAAGGCUCCAGUCAAGGCUGUCAAGAGAAAGAUUUAUUGUGCACAAGGAGAGGAGUUCAAAAACCUUCACAUUAAUGCCACCACUCAAAAACAUGCAGAAACAAUCCAAGAUACAACUCCAGAAACGAAGCAAAAUGGUGGAAUCCUAGAUGUGGAUGAACACAUCCUUCCUCCUCCACAACCCUCAGCAGCCUCCCCAGGGCAAAAAAGAACGUCAAGAAGAUAUACCCAGAAUCAGAAUGUUCACAGGCCAACAGCGGCRCCACCGCCACCACCAAUGCCAGGCAUGGGUGCUCCUUCUCCUUCACAUCAARCCAGACCAGUUGGCGCACCACCACCACCUCCUCUUCCUGCUGGAGUGCCUGCCCCACCACCUCCCCCUCCCCCKCCAAUGCCUGGGGCAGGGCCACGUGCACCAAAUGCUCCAGCUCCACCACCUGUUGGUGGACCACCUGCUCAGUCACCUUCAACAAUGUCUCUGUCCACUUCUGAGUCCACAUCAAGUGUUGCCAGUGAGGCCCAAAUGCCACCAGCAGUUUCUGCAGCAGUGGAUAGUAGGAGUGACUUGCUAGCGGCCAUUCGUCAAGGUAUGGCAUUGAAACGGACUCAGGUGCAGGAGAAAAAGAAGGUUAAGGAAGAUACCAAUGGAGGAAUGGAUGUUGCUUCAAUUUUAGCCMGACGAAUCGCUGUAGAAUAUUCUUCUAGUGAGGAAAGUGAGACCGGGUCUGAAUGGGAAGAUGAAGAUGAGUGAAUAAUUGUAGAGAAUUCUUAGCUAUUUUGUAUGAAUUGAAAUAACCAAAAAAACUAUAAUCUCAUAAAAAAUAUUGUUAUUUUGGCCUUCUAGUAGAGAGUAGAGUGCAUUUCAAAUUUGUGAAAUAAAAUCUAAAUAGAGUGAACACACUUUUGUGAAAUUCAGCAAAUGGUGUCCAUAAAGAACACUGGCGAUUCAAAGGAUGYUCUACWAUAUUUUCAGAUUUACUGAAAAUUUGUGUGUAUAAUUUCAUGCAUUAAUAAGUGCUUCAACUCGACUACUCAUAGUGUAUACCAUACACCAUUUCUCAAGCAAGAACAUUUUGAAAUUAAGCCAAAUAUAAAAGUGACAAUAUCUUGUUACAGCUGAGCUAAAAUAGUUAAUGAAUAAUAACUAUUGAGAAAAGAUUGAGAUUUCUUUUGUAACAUGAAAUGCAGUCUAGUAGACAUGAGGUAUUAGUGGUUAUACCAAAUUAUGUCAACCAGCUUUGUUUCAAAUGAAUAGGGUCUUCUMGAGUGGUUUUCCAAAACCCAUGGAAUGGUUAUUAAUACAAACACAAUUUUAUAGACAAUUCUUUUCUCAGGGUUUGAUCUAGAGCUUGCAAAUUCCCCAACGAUAGAUUUGAAACUUCUUCUAUCAUCGCACAAAGUGACUACAGGGCAUACUUGUAUGCAACAGUUUCAUUACCCUAUUGAUUUGGCAAAUAAAGUCUUAUAUUUCAAAGACUUUAACUGCCAAGCAAAGGGAAGUUCUUGAAAACCCUCUUUGAGUAGAAAAUAAGUCACUCCUGUUAUCUAUAUACAUUACUUUCCAACACUGAGCUCUAACUGAAUAUUAUACUUACUAUUGAUGUACAGUCUUCAAUGUUGUUUUAUUUACAAUUUUAUAAUCCAUGCUUAAAUGUUUAAUUGACUUAUUUACGAUUUUAUAAUAGUUCUAAUCGGUACAUUGACCUCCAUUAAUGUCAAUGUAUCCACUAAAAUAUAUCAUAAUAUAAAAUUGUAAAUAAAACAAUUUAUGGUUUUAGUCAAGUGUGAAUCCUGAUUGCCAAUUCAAAGUAUUGCUGUACAUGCUAUUAUGUUUUCUCAAGUGAUAUUUUUGUACUAAAAUGAAAUUUAUGAAUAAACUGAGUAAUAAAUUG